Tachyglossus aculeatus (Australian echidna) is the source of this 2777-nucleotide messenger RNA. RefSeq names its product RAS guanyl releasing protein 1 (gene RASGRP1). The record is from RefSeq and is a predicted model, not a curated record. Gene Ontology annotation, molecular function: guanyl-nucleotide exchange factor activity; calcium ion binding. Gene Ontology annotation, biological process: Ras protein signal transduction; positive regulation of GTPase activity. Gene Ontology annotation, cellular component: plasma membrane. NCBI's taxonomy places the organism in Eukaryota, Metazoa, Chordata, Mammalia, Monotremata, Tachyglossidae.
AUGCAGCCUGGGACCAGGACUCCCCACAACCACCAAGGGCUGUGUGCGCCCUGUGUGUCUGUUCUCUUCCGUCCCCUGCCCUGGCCACUUUCGACUGGCCUUCUCUCUCUCUCUCUGCCUGUGUCGCUCUCUUGCUGUCUGAGUCUCUGUGUCCCUGCCUGUGUCUCUGCUACUGAGUUACCGUGGGCCCAGUCCCCUCCCGGUGCCUGUCCCCCGACACUGAGUGACUCUGUUCUCUGUCUCUCCCUCCUCCCCACUUCCUGCAGGAAGCCCCCCGGCGACGGCGGUGGUGGUGGAGGGGGCAGCGGGGGCGAGGCCGUCCCUAGGGCUGGUCCGGAGGUGAGGCUGGCAGAGCCGGUCCCCUCCCGGCCCGCUCCGGGCCAGCCCCCUCACGGUCGGUCCGGGGCCAAGGCAGCCGUGGCCCUGGGGCCCCUGGCCAAGGGAGCCAGCCUGGACCAGCUCAUCGACACCUGCGUCCAGGCCUUUGAUGCUAACGGGAGCCCGAGCAGCAGCAGCAGUCCCCUGCUCCAGGCCACACUGGCCAUGCACCGCAUCGUACUGCCCUCCGCCGACCUCCUCCACAGACUCGCCACUCGAUACCAGGAGGCGUUGGCCAAGGACUCGGCUGAGAUUUGCCUGCAGGUCUGCUACUUUAUCUGGUACUGGAUCACCGAGUUCUGGAUCACGUUCAAAACAGACCCGGAGCUGGCUCUGGCCCUGGACCGCUUCCAGGCCUUGGUGAAGGCAGCAGGCCAGGAGGCCCAUGCCCGCCUCGUCGACACGGCGCAGAUCCACGCCCGAGACUGGUCUCAGAAGCUGACGCACAGAGUCCAGCCCAACACCAGCAAAAAGCGCAAAGUCUCGCUCCUGUUUGACAACCUGCAGCCCCAGGAGUUGUCGGACCACCUGACCUACCUGGAGUUCAAGUCCUUCUGCCGGAUCUCGUUCUGUGACUAUCAGAACUACAUCGUGAGCAGCUGCGUGCGGGACAGCCCGACCAUGGAGCGGUCCAUCGCCCUGUGCAACGGCGUGUCGCAGUGGGUGCAGCUUAUGGUGCUCAGCCGGCCCACGCCACAGCUGCGGGCCCAGGUCUUCGUCAAAUUCAUCCACGUGGCACAGGGGCUCUACAAGCUGCAGAACUUCAACACGCUGAUGGCCGUGGUCGGGGCCCUGAGCCACAGUGCCGUCUCUCGGCUCAAGGAGACCAGCGCCCACGUGCCCCCCGAAGCCAGCAAGACGUUGGGCGAGCUGACGGAGCUGUUGUCGUCGUGCCGGAACUACGACAGCUACCGGCGGGCGUUCGGCAGCUGCGGCGCCUUUCGCCUCCCCAUCCUGGGCGUCCACCUCAAGGACCUGCUGGCCCUGCACGAGGCCCUGCCCACCUACCUGGACGGGGCCCGGGUCAACGUCCACAAGCUGCUCACCCUGCACGGACACAUCAGCGAGCUGGUCCGCCUGCAGGACACCCCGCCGCCUCUCGAGGCCAACAAAGACCUGGUGCACCUGCUCACUCUGUCGCUGGACCUAUACUACACGGAGGAUGAGAUCUACGAGCUGUCGUACGCCCGCGAGCCCCGGACCCACCGUGCCCAGCCCCUGACGCCCUCCAAACCCCCCGUGGUGGCCGACUGGGCCUCGGGCAUCUCCCCGAAACCCGACCCCAAGACCAUUAGCAAACACGUGCAGAGGAUGGUGGACUCCGUGUUCAAGAACUAUGACCACGAUCAGGACGGCUACAUCUCGCAGGAAGAGUUUGAGAAGAUUGCUGCCAGUUUCCCCUUCUCCUUCUGCGUGAUGGACAAGGACAGGGAGGGGCUGGUCAGCCGGGAGGAGAUCACGGCCUAUUUCAUGCGCGCCAGCUCCAUCUACUCCAAGCUGGGCCUGGGCUUCUCCCACAACUUCCAGGAGACCACAUACCUCAAGCCCACUUUCUGUGACAACUGUGCCGGAUUCCUCUGGGGUGUGAUCAAACAGGGCUACCGCUGCAGAGACUGCGGGAUGAACUGCCACAAGCAGUGCAAGGAUCUGGUGGUGUUUGAGUGCAAGCGGAGGGGGCAAGGGCCAGCCGGCCCCACGGAGACCAACCCCCGGCCCGGCCUGGCACCCAACCUUGGCAGCCAAGAGCCGCUCCCCGGAGCCGAGGAGGGGCCGUUCCCCAACGGACUGGAGGAGGGCAGCCGAGACAGGACCAUUAUGCUCAUGGGAGUGUCGGCCCAGAAGAUCUCUGUGCGCCUCAAGCCAACUGUGGCCCACCGGGGCACGCAGACCAACCCAGGCGGCCCCGAGGUCCCGGGCAGGCCACUCGCCCCCUCGUCCCCCUCCCCACCUUCCCUCUCCUCUUCCCCUUCCCCGCAGAGGUCACCCCUGGAGACGCUUUGCCUACCGCCCAGUCCUCCCUCGCCACGCCCUCCGUCCCCGUCUCCAUCCCCAGGACUUAGCCGUCACCGCCGGGCCUUCGCCAAGUGGGACAACAAGGCAGUGGUGGCCAGGGCCAAGGAGGAGCUGCGGCAGCUCAGGUUCCCCAGCUACCGGGAACUGGAGCAGGAGAACCACGCGCUCAAGGCAGACAACGAAGCCCUGCGGUUCCAGCUGAGACAGGCCCAGCACAAAAUGGAUGCCCUCUUACUCUCCCACGGCCCACAGCCCCUCGACCCCGGGGGCGGGCAGCUCGCGGGUGAGCUAGAUGGACGCAAUGUCCAGGCGCCCUAGCCCUGGGGCCGCCCGCUCCAGGCUGGACUAGAUGGACAGAUUUGGCUGGCACCGAGGACAGAGACGGC